AUGUUCGGCACUGCUUGGCUGUCGCGGCUCCAGCUGCGCAGCGCGCCAAGCCUCAGGCUGCCGUUUAACCCGGGCAGGCUGCGCGUGCUGUUGCCGCGUAUGCGACUCGCCCGCUUGAUAGCGUCCGUGCUCAACCGCGAAUGGCUUCUGACGAUAAUUGGCGCCCUCACGUUGGCGCUAUGGCUGUAUUACGAGCUGUGUUACGUCGCGCUUGUAUGUCCUUACUACACGGGGUCCGAGCUGCCUUCUCUCCUAGACAAGUUCCGUACUAUUGGCAAGACGUACCGUCCAACGUUUUACAUGUUCGCGCCCUACUGUCAGUGGAUGUAUUUGUCGUGUUUCUGCAAGAUCACUCGCCGUUAUCGCAUUCUGCUCGACACGGCUGCCGAGGCUAGUUCGCUGUCCAUUUCCUUCUGCGCGAAGGUUGGCAGCGCGUUGCUGCGUGCCGUACUGCGUUGCUUCCUCUUCAGACGAAUAUACCGGGAUCAGGCAGAGGUGACCGUGCGCGAAUUCGUGGAAGCGCACAACGGCGCCGUCGUUGUGCUGGAUUACUACCUGCCACGCUGGGCCACCAACUUUUGCUCUAGCUGCGGGAAGUUCAAGCAGCAAAGCUGCUGGUGGGCGGGGUCUUCGCGAACCAAGGCGGCCACUGCAGGGUCCGCAUAUCCGCAGACCACGGACGAGGCGGAGUCGUCCCGACGUGUGGUGAAUACACAGCUCGAAGCGCCCAACUUGCAUGAGAUCCGGGCGCACGAAGGUGCGCAUCAAGACGACGUACGGAGAGCGGAAGUCGCUCGUGACGUGCCUCUUCAAGUUUCGAAGGACGUCUUGAAGUCGCCCAACCUGGACGGCAGCGCUCGGUCGUCUGACCGCGAUGAGCCUCUGGAUGACUUUUCGUUGUCUGGAAAGCCUGUGCCACCAUCCGAUGCAAGGAAUGCCGAGGAUGUUGUUGGCCCUCCUCGCAAACUGCUCCGCGGAGUUAUCGCAGUCAUUGGGGACGUCAGCAUGUCGUACAGCGUCUGCAACCAGGCGCUGAACUGUAACUGCGGGCAGCCCGUGACUUCGGAGGAAGAAACGGAGCAAUUUGCGUGCACAGGAUGUGAAACAUCCGGCCUCGAGGACAGCAAGGGGCUGAACUUAGACCCCCCCGGCCUCCCCGUUGUGCGCUGCCUUAUCAGUGACGCGCUGGAAAUCGGUUUCGCUUGCGUUCAGAUCCAUCUAAACGUGAAUCUCGGCAUGGCCAGCGAGGCGUUCCCAACGUGGACGGGUCUGCGUUGCUUCCCAGUGUCGCUGUACAGCGACGCGCUUCUCGAUCUGAACAGUGGCCUGAAGCGCAUAAGCGAACGUUACCCCAGCCUCCCACUGUGCUGUGUCGGCGUGGGCUUCGGGUCAAACAUCUUGAUGGAGUACAUGUCCCUAGGGUCAGCGGGCAAGGCUGUUCCGGUUGUGUUUGACCCGUCGCAAGAUCCACAGAAGCUGCUGAUAAAUAUGGCCGACCGGAGGUACACGAUGAUGAGGCGCGGGCAAUCGACGGACCAGUACGACAGCAACGAAUCACGGAGCGACAGUGACACCGAGUCCCGCGUAUCCAGGAAGUCUAUUGAGCGUCGUAUGGCGCAACCAGUGGCCAAAGCGCCCGUGGAAGUCGAUCAGGACGCACCCGAACAAGACUCGGGUGUCAGCUCGUCGGCAAGGCUGCCGCAUACUGCGGACUCUCUUGCUUCAGACCCCCGCCGCAUGUCGGAACCUGUGAAAGCGGUUGCAGGGCAUGUAUUCAGCCCGCCUGCACAUUCGAUGACACAAGACAUGCAGCAGAUCCUACAGAAUCCAGACGACCCCAACUACGAGUCGUUUGCGUACCUCAGCCAGGUGAUUGGGAAGAUCAACGCGAGCAACAGCGCCACGCCCAGACCCGUUCCGUCUGCCGCCUCUGCGAACAGCGCGGUAGUGACCCCCAGGGAGGGUCAUUUCGGUUUCGACGAAGAGGCUGAGGAAUGCACGUACGAGACCAGUGUGGCCUACCCCCCCGCGCAGGAAAGAGAGGUGGUGUUUGACACGAAACGCAUUUCCGCUGCGGUGUGCGUGAACCUGAACCUCCGCACGAGUGGCAAUGCGCUGUACAAGUCCACGAGGCAGCGGCAGAUACACAACCAGAGCAUGUAUAUCCGCCACUGUUUCGCCGCCUUCAAGCACCACCUCAUCGCGCUGGUGAGGGAGGUGCACUGCCACCGGGCGAACGGGUCGCUUCAGAAGGAGUGUUACCUGUACCGUUGUUGCCACUAUACACGUGCAGUGGCGCGACAGCCAUGGUCCCGUCGCGUCUUGCUAGGGCUGCGGCAGCCCAUCGAGGGCUUCCACACUGUCGCCAGGCACUACAGGAUCGAGCACCUUCUGCUGGCCGCCCACCGCGAGUAUCGUAUGUCGUACCGCCACAUGAGGCGUCGUGAGUCAGGUGAGUACGUGAACUACCGUGCGGGUAUUUUCAAACGCUUCGGCGCGCGUGCCGCCAUGGAUUUUAAGCUGUGCGCGCUAAUGACCCUCCGUUACGUCUACAGCCACACGGGCCACGACAACCGAGGUCGCGUGGAGACGUUAUCGGGCAAUCCGACGUACAAGCUGGUGAACAAGCGCAUUGACACUAACCUGCGCAUCGGCCGGGCGCACUUUUACGGCGGCAUCAACAAGCUGAUAAACCAGGGCAGCCGCCGCCCGCAGGACCCCAAGGUGCACAAGUACAUAGCGGAGCUGAUAAACCGCGAGUACACUCGGAAUGUUGCGAACAUCCGUCGCUACUUCACAGCGAUUACCCUGCCGACUCUGCUCAUAUCCUCGCUGGACAACUCGAUGUUCUCGUGGGAGGACGUGGACAUUUUCGACGUGUUAAAGAACCCGAACCUCGUGUACUACAUAUGCAAGAGCGGCGGCUACGCGACUUUCCUUUCGGGCUUCUUCCCCAACACGUGGCUGAGUCGCCCCGUCCUCGAGUUCCUCGACGAGAUGUCGAGCCGCCGAGUGCUGAUAUGA
Messenger RNA from Babesia bigemina, 3024 nucleotides. Its product is annotated as membrane protein, putative. Gene Ontology annotation, molecular function: monoacylglycerol lipase activity; short-chain carboxylesterase activity. Bases 1 to 3024 code for a protein of 1007 amino acids. Lineage: Eukaryota; Apicomplexa; Aconoidasida; Piroplasmida; Babesiidae. The transcript has 2 exons. The record is from RefSeq and is a predicted model, not a curated record.